AGUGUUUUCGUGACUUUUAGUUUUAAUGACAGCUAUCAAUAUUAUCAAAUUAUUUCGGAAAAGGCUUAAUUAAUCGAAGUUUGCAAUUUAGCAAUUAAGAAACAACGCAGUAUAUUUUUUUCAGCUACAUUUAUACGACCGAACUCUUUGAAGGACGAUGUUUUGUGUACGACGACUUCCCUCAGUGUCCACGGUCAAGCGCAUGGGAUCGCGCGUGUAUGCUCAGUUCCACGACCCCCUGGACCACGUGACCGGCAUCGAGAAGAGGGAACUACUGGCCCAUUUGGCCGGAGACUGUGAUCCCUUCCGAAUCUUGGCUCUCAAGAGAGGACCAGGCACCAGAGAGCGUCCGAACCUGGUGCCGAGCGCGUACGUGAACCGAUUGAUGGGCUGCGUGUGCCACCCGGACCAGAUGCACGUGGAGUACAUGUGGCUGCACCAGGGCGUGCCCAAGCGCUGCGGCUGCGGGUACUGGUUCGAGCUCUGUCCAGUUGCACCACUUUGAUUUGCCGUUUCAGCUGAAGUAUCGGAGAAUAUAUUUUUUACAAUACAA
Plodia interpunctella (Indianmeal moth) is the source of this 553-nucleotide messenger RNA. Its product is annotated as cytochrome c oxidase subunit 5B, mitochondrial-like. Gene Ontology annotation, biological process: mitochondrial electron transport, cytochrome c to oxygen. Gene Ontology annotation, cellular component: mitochondrial envelope. NCBI's taxonomy places the organism in Eukaryota, Metazoa, Arthropoda, Insecta, Lepidoptera, Pyralidae. Bases 158 to 505 code for a protein of 115 amino acids. The record is from RefSeq and is a predicted model, not a curated record. The transcript is spliced from 2 exons.